Messenger RNA from Cololabis saira (Pacific saury), 2641 nucleotides. Its product is annotated as alpha-1A adrenergic receptor-like. Lineage: Eukaryota; Metazoa; Chordata; Actinopteri; Beloniformes; Belonidae. The record is from RefSeq and is a predicted model, not a curated record. Gene Ontology annotation, cellular component: membrane. Bases 304 to 1659 code for a protein of 451 amino acids. Gene Ontology annotation, biological process: phospholipase C-activating G protein-coupled receptor signaling pathway; cell-cell signaling; positive regulation of cytosolic calcium ion concentration. Gene Ontology annotation, molecular function: alpha1-adrenergic receptor activity. The transcript is spliced from 5 exons.
CCGCAACAAACACACUGAACCAUAAAAGGACACGCAGGUCCGUGAGCCGACUCUCAAUAAGCCGCAGAAGCCGAGGAGGAGCUCCGCGGGGCGGCAGGGGCCCGCCAGAGAGUCCGGAGAGCCCGAGCCGAGCCCACACCUGCUGCUGCCCGCGCAGCCGGGACUGGAACCUCAUCCUCUUGUCUUUGCACGACUUUUCUGCAACUUUGACUGAUUUAAAAGGAGGACUAUGAGAAAGAGGAGCAGUUAUUGGGGGCCAGGAUCCAGUCUAAGUGAUUAAAAAGUUAAAGUGACUUGUCCGUCAUGAGUCUGUGGAGCAACGGCUCCCUGGCGGAGCUGCCGGACUCCAACUCCUCCAACCGCAGCGACGGCUCGCCGCCGCGCGGGCCCCGGGGCGUCGUGCCGCCGCUGGACCUGGCCCGGGCGAUCCCGGUGGGCAUGGUGCUGGCCUCUUUCAUCACCUUCGCCAUCGUGGGGAACAUCCUUGUCAUCCUGUCGGUGGUGUGUAACCGCCAGCUGCGGACCGCCACCAACUACUUUGUCAUCAACCUGGCCAUCGCUGACCUGCUGCUGAGCACCACGGUGCUGCCGGUGUCCGCCACGCUGGAGGUUUUGGGUUACUGGGUGUUUGGUCGGAUCUUCUGCGACAUCUGGGCGGCGGUGGAUGUCCUCUGCUGCACGGCAUCCAUUAUGUCUCUAUGCGUCAUCUCCAUCGACCGCUACAUCGGCGUUCGCUACCCACUGCAGUACCCGUUGAUCGUCACCAAGAGGAGGGCGCUGCUCGGCAUGCUGGGCAUCUGGAUCCUCUCCUUCGUCAUCUCCAUAGGCCCGCUGCUAGGGUGGAAGGACCCACCCUCAGAGGACGAUACAGUGUGUCUGAUCACUGAGGAGCCUUUCUAUGCCCUCUUCUCCUCCCUGGGCUCCUUCUACAUCCCUCUGGGUGUCAUCUUGGCCAUGUACUGCCGGGUCUACGUGGUGGCCAAGCGAACCACGAAGAACCUGGAGGCCGGCAUGAUGAAAGACCGAGCCGAGGACUCCAACGAGCUUACCCUGAGGAUCCACUGCAGAAACCAGCAGAUCCAGGAACUCUGCACAUCCACCAAGUCUGGUGGGGGCGGACCCCCAACAGGGCGCAACGCGCUCACAUUAAAGCUGCUCAAGUUCUCCCGCGAGAAGAAAGCCGCCAAGACGCUGGGCGUGGUGGUGGGCAUGUUUGUCCUCUGCUGGCUGCCCUUCUUUCUGGUUCUCCCCAUAAGCUCUUUCGACAGCAACCUCCGUCCUUCUGAUACUCUCUUCAAAAUCAUCUUCUGGUUGGGUUACUUCAACAGCUGCCUGAACCCGAUCAUCUACCCGUGUUACAGCCGUGAAUUCAAACAGGCCUUCAUCCGGAUCCUGCGGUGUCGCUGGCGGAGGAAGCGUCCGGGCUGGCAGGCGUACUGUGGCUACCGCGGCCCACAGAGUUCCAACGGUUCCUCCGUUUUGAGCGGCAGCCAGCAGACCUUGUCCUCUGUCAGUCACAGCCCCUGCUUUUCCACCUCCAGGCACCGCCCUCUCUCCACCUCAGCGGGGAUGGGGCCGUCACCGCUCUCUGCGGGUGCCGGGGUGCAGCGGGGGUCGGCGACAGCGCGUGGAGCUAACGGUCUGAUCGUCACCAGAUAAGAAGAGCAGGCUCACCUGAUGCUUCAACCCUGUCACUCACAGGAAGUACUUUUGUGAAGACUUGGAAUGUCAUGUGAUCAACCUUGAGACCCACCUGUGAAAGUGGGUGGAGCUCGUCACAGAUGUGACACAAACACUCAAUACUCAAAUCCAGAAAGCUCAGAUGGAAAAUAAGAGCUGAAAUUCAAACUCAUGAACAACAACGUAGGAAAGAAACAUGUCUGAAGCGGUCAAACAUUGUUUUCUGUCAGGAACUACUGAUUCUGCUGUUAAAAUUCAGAUUAUCAGGAACUUACCAACAUGCCACCAACAGAAGCUGACAUUCAGCUUCAAAACUGUUGAAACGUUUAGUCAUUUGUAGGUUUUUUAAUAUCUGUUAAAAUACUGCAGAUAUUGAGGUAUGAACCAAGAAAUCAAACUAAAAGUUCCUUCUGCAUUUACUAUUUUAUUUAUGUUCAGAUGUUCAUCAUGUGUAAUUCUAUUUAUGAAGCCAUAAGAUCUCAAAGUUAAAUUGGUUUGAAACAAUACAAUUAUGUAUAUACACUUUUUCUCUGAAGUUAAGAGCACAGUAGAUAAAUAGAAAAGUAAAUCUACAUGUUAGAUAUUAAAUACUUUUGUCUUUUGUUUUUUAUAUUUACUUUUACAAAGUUCUUCAAGAAUCUCAACUAAAAUGUUAUAGCUUUUUUUGUAAUUCUGUCACUCUUAUUGUGAAAGUGAGACGAUACUUUGGGACUGUUAUGAAACAUUUUAGUCGUUAAAAGGACUUAUUGUGAUAGGAAGAUGUCUUUCUCCGUUUUGGUAUUUAAUUGUUAAUACGCGAUGCUCUGCUGCCACCUGGUGGACGCCAGAGGACCUGCAGCUGCUGUUCUGUACACAAAUGUUUUUUCUACGUCCGUCAUAAAUGUCACCUGAUACCAGGCGCGUUGGUUCUCUAAUUUUAUACAAGUAUCUACACCCAGUACUCGAGUUGAGGGUGGAUGAC